GCUAAUUUUGUUGUUUUAGGUGUUGUAUUUUGGUGACAGUAUGAGGUCCGAUAUUCACCCUUGCAGUACCCAUGGCAACUGGCAGACUGUCUUUGUGCUGGAAGAGAUGGAAGUUGAGGAACUUCUCCCAAAUGAAACCUCUGUUGGCAUGGCAACAGAUCAGAGUGACGGACCAAAUACCAGAACAGGUCCAUCCAAGUUGGAGAGAGAAUUCCUUCUGUCCAACCAAUGGGGUUCAUUCUUUACUGAUGAGCUACAUGUACCCAUAAACAGCACACAUACUGAAGAGGACAGUGUUGAUAGUACAUCCAGUGUUACUAAACCUUGUUGUAACCCCUCAAGUGUAGACAGUGCUAACCCUACAGUGUUGAAUACAUUUUGGACUGGAUUGAUGAAGAAACAUGCUACAAUAGCUGUACCCAGAAUAGAUUACAUGUCAGAUUUCCCAACAGACUACAACUUUGAAACUUUUAAGAGUAGUGACUGGAGAAAAGGCUACCAUCCGGGUAAACCUAAAAACACUGCGCCCUAAAAUCAGCAUCCCUUCACCCAGUGCUUUCACGUGUUUCAAAUUAAGGGGCAAAUGGAGCCCAAUUCGGAGUUGGAGCCUAUGGUUUGAAAACAGGCCUAUGUACACGUGUUAGCGAUUUUAACAUAACAAGCUGCCAUUAAAGGAACACGUUGCCUUGGAUCGGACAAGUUGGUCUAUAAAAAGCCUUUGAAACCGUUUGUUAUGAAA
Molecule: messenger RNA, 739 nt
Organism: Asterias rubens (European starfish)
Lineage: Eukaryota; Metazoa; Echinodermata; Asteroidea; Forcipulatida; Asteriidae
Product: 5'-nucleotidase domain-containing protein 1-like
Exons: 3
Coding region: 41-532 (163 amino acids)
Source: RefSeq, a predicted model, not a curated record